UCAGCAUCGGAUUUCAGAGAUCGGGACAAUCUCACCGGAACUUGGGUCGCCCGAGCGCCAAAGAGCGCCAUGCAGCCUGGAGAGAGCGUGGUGCCCAUCCUGCACAUUUGUGUGAUGGGAGCCUCAGGGAGCGGCAAGACAUGCCUCAUCAACUCUUGGGUCAACAGCAUAGUGCCCAGUGUGUACAUUCCAACCACUGAGACGACCAAAUACUACAGAUCAAUGCUGCUGCCAAAUGCCCUCCACGAUGGCGAAGCCGUCACUACCCUCGUGGAGGUUGAGGAAGCCGCAUGGCCCCAGGACGCCGAGGGGCAACCUGUCGAUGCCCAGGAUUAUGGCAAGAGGUUCCUUGAACGGUUUCGGCCUUGUGCUGAUGUCCCGAGUAUGCAUUGUCGAACUCCUAGGUUUCAAGAGCAAGAGGCACGCUCUGAUUCAAUGAUGUCCUCCUACACGCACCCCAUGACGGACUUCCAACCGGAUGCUCCUGAACGAUUGGCGAAGGGCCGAAUGUGUUUCAUCGUUUUGUUUGAUGUCACAUCUUCAGAAUCCAUGGAGACGGCCAUCACAAUCUUAAAGGAGAUGAAAGAAUCUUCCAGGAGUGGCUUUAGGUCUCGCGGAAUGAAAGUGCGAUUAGUGGCGAAUAAGAUAGACCUGGAGACAGUUGAGAAUUCAGAAGUAAUCAAAGACAACACGACAAAAGCGUCGGAACUCUGUUGGGACACCGAGGGGAUGGAUUUCCGCGAGGUGUCAGCCCUGGAGUACCGUGGAGUUCGGGCCCUCUUUCGGGACUUGCUGGAAGAAACCAUUGCAAAGACUGACCACUGGGCUACUUCUGCAAUGAAGCGGCAGACCGAGGACCGGAAGAAAAGGCUCCUUGGGAAGGACAAUUGCCAUGUCAUGUGAGGGAGACAAAGCAGGGACAAGGAGCGCAAUGUCCUCCAAUCUCUUGCAAGCAGCCGCUGCUCAGCAGCCGUGCUUCCUGAGACCCUGUGUUUGUUUAAGGCCAAUGCCAGAUCUUUUAAGAAUCUGGGAACCACGGGCCACGGGCAACCCCCGGAGCAGAAACCUGCUAUCCGGACGGUGGAUUUAGGAAGGGCAAACUCCCUUGGAGAAGGCUUGCAUCAUAAAACGAUGGGACAGUGCGUGAGAGAGCCUGC
Messenger RNA from Durusdinium trenchii, 1157 nucleotides. The record is from the annotation of a GenBank genome assembly. Lineage: Eukaryota; Dinophyceae; Suessiales; Symbiodiniaceae.